This is a messenger RNA of Hydra vulgaris (swiftwater hydra), 1647 nucleotides long. RefSeq lists its product as uncharacterized. The record is from RefSeq and is a predicted model, not a curated record. Lineage: Eukaryota; Metazoa; Cnidaria; Hydrozoa; Anthoathecata; Hydridae.
UCUUUUGAUGUUACAAAGUUGAUGUGAUUUAACAAGAUAGACUUACGAAAUAUUUAUAAAAACUUUGAAAUUUCCGUCUUUUGAAAUUUAUAUAGAUAUUUGAUUUGUUUCUUAAAAGAAGAAAUAUAGACAAUUAAUUAAUACCUGAGUGGCCCAUGUACGACUGUGUUUACAAUAAAACAAUGAACCUGAAAUUCUUUUGUUUAGGACACGUUUUCUCGUUCAUAUGACGACCGAUCAAGGUAUAAAUAAACCGGUCAAAUUCAUUUGUGUUAAAAUAGAUAUUCUAGUAAUCAAUUAAAGUUUUAAUAUUUUAUAAAUAAGAAAAUAACUUUAACUGAAUAAAAUAAAAAAAUGGAGACAACUGGAAUCAAUCUUCUAAAUUUUAUGAACAGUGCAACUUCCAGUGUUCAAACAGUUCUUGCAAAGCCGAGUUGUUUUAAACGUAAUACAAACCACCGGAGAUUUUUACAAAAACAACUUCUUCAGCACCAUAACGACAAAGAUUCAACAAGUUUGCGCCUAGCUACAACUAACGCUGUGCAAAAACCGAAACACAGAACUAUAAAAAAAAUAAAAUCAUUGACUACUAAGCGCAAACCAGGAAUUUGGGAACAAGGUUGUGAAUUUUCUCAUCAAAUAAGAGUUCCCUCACCAAGUAUGGAUUACCUCCAAUAUACCGAGCUUGAAGAAGCAAGUUUUUAUCAAGAACACAGCAAUGUAGAUACUAAUACUCAUCUCAAUGAUCAGCUUGGUCAUCGAGAUGAUGGUCUCGAUGACCAGCUUUAUUUUGAAAGAAAUUUACAAAACCAAUACCGAGUACACCAAUACGAAAACAAUGAAAAUUUUUUUAAUGGUCACACUACCUAUAACAAUUUUUAUCACACUACCUAUAAAUUAGGACAAGAGGAAUUGCCUCAGCCCCAUUCACCAACUUUAUCACUGUCGUGUUGUUCAUUAUUCUCAAAGAAUUGUGAAGAGUCUCGUUUUGAAAACAAUAUUGAUUACACUGAUUUUUUAACUGGAGAAGAGUUAGUAAUGACAUUAAAAGAAUCGGAGUUAUUUGUUCCUGAAAUAAUAUACAAUGAAAACUCAUUAACUAUUAACACAAACACAGAAGAUUAUAAAAACUUUUUUUUGGGCGGCGACGUACACUAUGGAUACAACACUGUAUCCGACACUUGCAACAGUUUGUCGAACGUUGAAGAUUGUUGCCGAUAUGAAGAAACAACGCCGAUAUCUGACAGAGUAUUAAAUACUUCGUUUGAUUUUGACUUUUGGUAACAUUCUUUUUUUUUCUGAAAGUUUUGCGUUAUUUAUAUGUCAUUAAUUUUGCGUUUUUUAUAUGUCAUUAAUUUUGCGUUUUUUAUUUGUCAUUAAUCGCAAAAUACAAAUAUGCUGUAAAAAUAUUUAGUUCUUUUUUUUUAAUGUAUUAAUUUUCAUACAAACUUUUUUUCUUUAUUUUUUUACUAUUUCUUUAAAUAUUUGCAGCAGUUUAAUAACCUGCAGUUAAUAAAAUGAUUAGUUCACUAUUUUAAACAACCUGCAAUUCAAAUGUUUUGUUCACCUUUUUUAGUUCAUAAUAUACAAAAUUGUAAAUAAUAAACCACGUUUUCAGAGAAGAAACAAUUAAAUUAUUUUGUUAAA